Molecule: messenger RNA, 1886 nt
Organism: Myotis daubentonii (Daubenton's bat)
Lineage: Eukaryota; Metazoa; Chordata; Mammalia; Chiroptera; Vespertilionidae
Gene: ODAPH
Product: odontogenesis associated phosphoprotein
Biological process (GO): positive regulation of enamel mineralization
Source: RefSeq, a predicted model, not a curated record
AUGCUAGGUUCAAGGUAGCGACUGCUCAGGUAGAAGCCAUGGCUCACAGGCUCUGCCUCUCCUGCUGGCUGUUGGUCUGCUGGUUGGUGGUAAUGGUGGCAGAAGGACAAGUAGUCACCCCUCCUGGAGGCUCACAAAACAAUGAGGACCCUACAGACUGCCAGAUCUUCACACUCACCCCUCCACCUGCCACAAGGAGGCCGGUGACAAGGAUCCAGCCCGUCACAAGGACACCCAAGUGUCCUUUCCAUUUUUUCCCAACACGGAGGCCCAGAGUCCAAAUUAGGUUUCCAAACAGACCUUUCCUCCCUCCCAGGUGCAACCACCGUUUUCAGUACCGUCCAUUUUUCCUGCCAAACCAUCGUCUUCGUCCACAUUAUAACUAUUUCCCCAGAAGACGACUCCGGAGAGGAAGCUCCUCUGAGGAAAGAAGAGGGAAGAGAGAAGCCCCAACCCUGCUCGGUCAGAGGAGGUCAAUACCUCAGAUAAGACUAUAAAAAUAGUUCUGUUUCCUUUUUCCAACUAAAAUUGCUGAAUUGGAAACUUAUCUUAAACACCACUGACUAGAAAUUGUUCUCCUUGCCAGCAGUGAAGACACUGGUGCAUAGGUCAUUCAAGUUUGCAAAAUAGGAGCAAUAACCACAUUAUUCUUAUCCCCAAAUUUUUACGACCACAAAUGUUUGUGCAAAUAAAACCCUAAAAUGAGAGGUUCUGGUCAUUCCUGUCCAUACUGAGAUGCCAGAGAACCAGCUCCAUCUUCUAAAUUAGAGCGAGGAGAAUUCAAUAAAUCAAGAUUGCUAUAGAUCAAAUGAAGACAUUAAUGAAGCCCUUUUAUACUCACUGGAAGACUUAUGAGCAAGGUGCAUUUACAAAGUAAACUUUAAAAGAAAUCAUGGAAAACUGAAAGCUUUAUUUAAAGCAUGUUGGCAGGGAUAUAACUAGUGGUUAUUUAUUCAUUUACUAUAUUUUUAUUGAGGUACAAUUGGCAUAACAUCACAUAAGAAUUCAAUAUUUGUAUAUAUUGCAAAAAUGGCCACCACAAUAAGUCCAGUUAACAUUGACACCAACCAUAAUCACAAAUUUAUUUUUCCUUGUGAUGACAACUUUCAAGAUCCAAUCAGUUUUCUCACAACAACAAUUUUAAAGAUUAAACUAAAUUAUAGGUCAUCUGACUAUAGAUAACACUUUAAAGCUAUCAUAAACUGAAUUACCUGACCCCAGAACUCUUUUUAAUUAUAAUAUCUAAAUGUACUUUAAUGUUAACUUUUUAAGCAAAUGAGCAUAAGUAUCUCACUUUCUUGAAUUGUCAUCAUAUAGAUACUAGCUUAAAUGAUACACUUCCCCUAAAACUUUCAAUGUGAUCUGGGCUCAAAGUCUGAUUAAGGUGACAUGAAUGUUCGCCCAACUCUAGGACUCCACAGACCUAAGUUUACUCCUCUAUAGGAAGCCUGUAUUUCGAGGGUGCAAUAUAAGUCGCCCAUCCCACAGAUGACAUCCAUUGGUUAUUUCUUUAGCCAUUCCGUAACAUACCAACUCCCGUUUGUACCGCUCAUCUUGCCUGUAACAGAGGAACUAGUUUUGUACAUGUGGUCUGUAUCUUAACACCUCUUCCUCCCAAGAACUAUGUGCAAAAGUUGCUGCUGGUGCUGCUGAUUCUACAAAGAAAAGAAAGAACAUAAAGAUGUGAGGUCGCUGGGAACGCUGCCUGGGAACUGGAAAGAGAUUGCUUUGCUUCCUGGCUGUAUUAAAGAUAAGGGGGGUGCGGGGGGGACACACAACUAUUUCCUUUACUCACUUCAUAACAAAUUUUCAUUAUAAGAACAGAUAUUUGCUUCAAAAUGUCAGGCUUCAAUAAAAUCUAUACUUGAAAUCCUCAUUAAGAAAUU